Messenger RNA from Lotus japonicus, 1529 nucleotides. Its product is annotated as telomere repeat-binding factor 2-like. Gene Ontology annotation, cellular component: nucleosome. Gene Ontology annotation, biological process: nucleosome assembly. The coding region runs from base 238 to 1125 and encodes 295 amino acids. The transcript has 7 exons. Lineage: Eukaryota; Viridiplantae; Streptophyta; Magnoliopsida; Fabales; Fabaceae. The record is from RefSeq and is a predicted model, not a curated record. Gene Ontology annotation, molecular function: double-stranded telomeric DNA binding.
CACACAUCGGUCGAAUAAGAAUAACAACAAAUUGCAUUUACAAACAUGUCUCUCUCCUUCUUCUCUUCGCCGGUGUAGUUCUGCAAAAUCACCAUUCGGAUAUUCGAUUUCUGUGCCUGAAAAUGCUUCAUCUUCUCCCAAUCCUCACCAUCUCUCACUGAUUCGAUUUUUCUUGUUCAAAGGUUCUAAGGUUUCCGCAAGAGUAGGUGCAACCAAAACGGUGUCGGCUUUCGUUCAAUGGGUGCUCCUAAGCAGAAGUGGACUGCGGAAGAAGAAGCGGCGCUGAAAGCCGGAGUAGUCAAACAUGGGGCAGGAAAAUGGCGCACUAUACUUACAGAUCCUGAGUUCAGUUCCAUCUUGCGCAUGCGUUCAAAUGUAGAUCUCAAGGAUAAGUGGAGGAAUAUAAAUGUGACAGCAAUAUGGGGAUCCCGGCAGAAGGCAAAGCUUGCUCUUAAGAAGAACCUUCCACCCCCCAAAAUUGACAAUAGCCAUUUGGCCUUGAGUACAGUAGUUCAACGUGAAGAAGUUCUUGACACUAAGCCCCUUGCAAUUUCUGAUGGAACAUUGCAAUCUCCUAAUUCAAAAGACCAUAUGUCAAGGUUGGGGGAUAAUCACAUAUUGGAGGCUAUUGUCAAUAUGAAGGAACAAAAGGGUUGUGACAAGGUGGCCAUUGCUUCUUACUUAGAGGAGAAAUAUCAGUGUCCCCCAAACCUCAGAAAGCUACUAUCAACAAAAAUGAAGCAUAUGGUGGCAAGUGGCAAAAUAAUCAAGGAAAAGCUUAAAUACAGAAUUCCGCCAAGUUCAGCAGUCUCUGAGAAAAGAAGAUGCUCUUCCGUGAUACUUCUGGAAGAUAGGCCCAGAGAUUCUCGAGAAACAGAGAAGAGCGAUGAAGUCCACAUCCUUUCAAAAUCCCAAAUUGAUGCAGAACUAUCUAAAGGGAAGAGGAUGACAGCUCAAGAGGCAGCGGCUGCAGCUGCAAAAGCAGUUGUUGAGGCAGAACUUGCCGUUGCACAGGCUGAGGCAGCAGCCAGGGAGGCAGAGGCUGCAGAAGCUGAAGCUGAGGCUGCUCAAGUGUUUGCAAAAGCAGCAAUGAAGGCAUUAAAAUGCAAAAUGCUUCAUUUCUGAUGGUUCGUCACCAGCAGGGUUGGCUUGAGAUAAUAGUUCUGCUGCUGUGCUUCAUGCCUGUUUUUUACGCUGUACAUAAUUUUCGGCUUGUAAAUCUUGAAUAGGUGGCAUGAUUCAUGAAACAUUUUGUCACGAGUCAGAAUUAGUUUUUUUUAAAUUCCCCCUUAUUAUUUUGAAAGGCAGUGAGGACUGAGAAGAAGGCUACAUAGUACUAACAGAAGAGUGCUGCAAUGGAAUGGUUGACAUUUCCACUUAGAGUAAAUGAAAGGAAACAAUUUUUAGUAGUUUUCCGGUAGCAAUAUGGAUUUUCAUUGACAUUCAGAUCAUUUUUACACGGAUCCUUGUUUUUGGUUAUGCAGUAUAUUGAUUUUCCCUUGAGGUUUGUCAAAAGUUAUAUUUAUACA